Molecule: messenger RNA, 2106 nt
Organism: Acanthosepion pharaonis
Lineage: Eukaryota; Metazoa; Mollusca; Cephalopoda; Sepiida; Sepiidae
Source: the annotation of a GenBank genome assembly
AUGGGACGGAUACAGCAGCAGCAGCAACAGCAGCAGCAGAAUAACCCUUUCGUCAAUGCACGCGAUAGACUGUUUCACGCUCUCUUCUAUAGAAUCGCUCUUGCUUAUGCCAGAACUUUCCCCGUGUCUUUCAGAAGAGGAUUUGAGUUUAUUAUCCUUCUUAAGGCUUUGAUAUUCCUUAUGGUGUUUAGUUACAUUCACAUUGUGUUCACACGUUCACCCAUAAACUGUUUGCAAAAUGUUCAGAAGACUUGGCCACGCCAAGGCAUUUUACGAGUAGAAAUUGUGCGCAAUGCGUCAGAGAAUUAUACCAUUUUGCAUUCAUACCGUAAAGAGUACUCGGACCCUAGUUUUAUUGUUAACUUACAAUCAGAAGAAGAGAAAGCCCAGAGUGCAAAGGCUGAGAUUACACAACCCAGUGAGGGACCCCAAAAUAACAUAAAAUCAGAAGAGCAGAGUGAGAAUGAAGAAUCCCAGACUGAAUCGCCCUCACUCUUAGCUUCUGAUCCAGUAGAAAAAUUGGACAGUAACACCUCAGCAACGUCCUUGCCAUCAACACCACUGCAAUAUUCUGCCAAUGAUGUUUUGGAUUACCAAUAUGAUAGAAUCCCCGUGUCCUCUGUGUCUGAGCUGGAGAUGUUGGCACGAGCAGUGUGGCCAGAAGAAAAGUACAUAGUGGAAUACUCAUUAGAAUAUGGCUUCCUUCGAUUGUCUCCCAAGACUCGAGAGCGUCUCAAUAUAACUGUGAUGUUAGUCACACUUGAUCCACUGAAAGACAAGUGUUUUGGUGACAGCUUCACUAGGUUUUUAUUGGAAGAAUUUCUAGGGUAUGAUGAUAUUCUCAUGGCUAGCAUUAAGCAACUGGCAGAACAGGAGGACCACAAAGGUUUCCUGCGAAAUGUAGUUACAGGAGAACAUUAUAAAUUUGUUAGUAUGUGGAUGACACGAAGUUCUUACAUGGCUGCUGCACUCAUCAUGUUUCUAUUUACUGUCUCCGUGUCAACACUCUUAAGAUAUUCACACCGUCAAAUUUUUAUGUUUAUAGUUGAGCUUCUACAAAUGCUCGAGAUGAAUGUAACAAUUGCCUUUCCUGCUGCACCUCUUUUAACUGUGAUCCUUGCACUUGUGGGAAUGGAAGCAAUUAUGUCAGAGUUCUUUAAUGACACAACAACAGCAUUUUACAUAAUUCUCAUUGUGUGGGUGGCUGAUCAAUAUGACGCUGUGUGUUGCCACACUAGGAUCAGUAAGAGGUACUGGCUCAGGUUCUUUUACUUGUAUCAUUUUGCUUUUUACGCUUAUCAUUACCGCUUCAAUGGUCAGUAUAGUGGUCUGGCACUGUUUACUUCCUGGCUUUUUAUUCAGCACACAAUGGUAUUUUUCUUUCAUCACUAUGAGCUCCCUGCUAUUGAGCAGCAAGCAGAAAUUUAUGAAGACAUAUUGCAGGAGGCCCGCAGCCAUGUCACACAAAGCAAUUCAGAACAGCAACACCAGCAGCAGGCAGGGUCGCACACCAGCACCUCUGGCAGUGAUACUAACAGUAGUGCAACCACUCCAAGUGAUGGAGAAAGUACUAGCCGGUCAGCAGAUAACACCCCUAGUGCAACAUCUCAGCCCUCCUCGGACUUAAAUGGCUCGAGUGCAGCAUCUGCACCAUCUUCAUCGUCAUCUUCCUCAGCAAUAAGGAAUGACAGGACUGAACCAGAUAUUCCAGAAGAUUCUCCUUUCAUGGAGACUGGUAUCAUACAAGGUGGUGGCUCUGGAUUGCCUGGCGUUAUGAACUUUGGGCGCAGAUUGAUGAGCCAAAUGUCUCACCAGGGUUUUGAUGAUGAUGUAGGUCGGCCUAUCCAAAUGAACCGUCGGAAUAUUGUCCGAUCCAUGUCUGAGCCUGGGGGACCCAUGCUGAGUGGGUUCCGGGCACCCCCUCGAUCUUCACGCUACUCAUGGCAAAUCCCUUCCAAUGUGAUUCGAAAUAUGAUAAUCCGUUUUCGACGUCUGCAGCAAACGCAGGAGCGAUUACAGGCAGCACUGGCUGGAGGACUUGAAUCUGAUAAUUCAGAUUCUCAGCGGACCUCAUCGGUUGAUUCUAAUCCAGAAACUAUGGAUUGA